AUGAAUUCAACUGAAUGGAUAUCCAACAGCACGACGGCUGUUCUGCUGUCGCCUGUUCUCAUCCCGCUAGAUGACAACGUUCACGAGAAACAGCUUCUCGACACGACCGGGGCGACGAUGGUUGAUAUCUCCGAUAAACCGUGCGGCGAGGCGCUUUCUUCCCAGACCCCGGCGGCCGUCAAACUCCCGGGCUCGCUGGACGCCCUGUUGUACAUCGUCAUCGUUCUCAUGUUCUACGCCUUCAGUAUCGUCGUUCUCAUGGUCAAGUACAUCCGCCGCGAGAGGGAAGAAGCCAACCUAAGGAACUACUACAACGAGUUCGUUUCCCGAGAUAAAUUCCGAUCAGCGCAGUAUAAAAACCGACAGUUCAUGAGACGGAUUUUCGGAAGAAGAAAUUCCGGAGACGAUCCGGGUUUGUCCGCUAUUGAAGAAGAAACCGGAGGAGUCGCUACAACGACGACUUCAGAUGUUAGAUAUAAACCUAAAAAUCACUCGCAGACGAUAACAAGAAACGGAAAUACUUUCAGUCGUUUGGUUGUGGAAGGGGAAGAGGAUAGAAAAACGAAAGAGAGUUUUACGUUUUUAAGCGCGAAGAAUCAGUUUUGUAAACGGGGUUUUUUUGGUAAGAAGUUCUGUAAUAAACAGCUGUGUUCGAAAUGUGUUUCUGAAGGAGCGCCGACCAUAGACUGGGGGGACGGGAGACACGACCAGACGUGCACCGACCACGGGGUGGCGAGCGAGACGGUGGAAAUCCGCCUGUUCAACAACCCCAACUCGCAUACAACAACGAACACGUAUCAAAGAAGUAGCCGGGACAUCGACAUCGAAAACAACUACCUGUUCGAGAGAGCCAACAGUAUCUUUUUCCCCAUCAUGGAAUGCGAUUCGGAAAAGGACUCGGACGAAAUCGCAAAGUCCCAGGCCGUUUUCGUAGAAGGGAGGAUCAAUGAUAACGUCCUGUAUAGAGGCCCUCUUGCAUCGCAGCCGGAAGAGCAGGCCAUUGUGUCUUCAUGCUCCUUGGAGGUAUCCGAACUCCUGGCGAAUAUGCCUCCUUUAGGCGCGAUGAGUAACAGCAACGACAUGGAUACAUUGGAUGGGUUAUCAAACCUAGACAGCGAGGCCGAGAGUCAGUCUUUGUUGAAUUAUUCCACCAGCAUCAGAGGAACUAAUAAUAUUUUUUCCAGCCAGAAUGAAGACGACAACCCGCGAGCUAAAAAUCACAGCGCGAGCGAGAAACACGAACAAAGCUGCGAGGGCGAGCGAGGGCACAAAGAUCUGAGUGAUUUCCUCUCGGAGAGAACCUCCCUGCUCUCCUGCACGCUGUCUAUCGCUAACGAGGCGGAAGACGACGACGCCAUAACAAAUCUCAGCUCAUCCAAACACGGCCACAACGGGCUGUCCCACUCGCAUUCCAACAGCAACGGCAAAGUCAUCGAAGACUUCAAAACGAACGGGAAACUCAAAGAGGAAUACAAAACAAACGGAAAACUCAAAGAAGAAUUCAAAAGUAACGGCAAAUCAAUUCUGAAUUCCAUCUCUAAAACCGUCAGCAGUGACGAAGAAGAGAUGAUGAAGCUCCUAAGCAAUAUAACCAUGUUGACAGAAGAGUCGGGUGUUUUCAAAAACCUGAAAUAUUUUCUCCGAAGUUUCUCGAAACACGAGGAGACAGACCAGGCUCACGAGAAAUCCAACCUGUUACCUAAAGAAACUUACUUCGGUCCUGGGAGUCCCAAAAGUAUUUUCAGCGCGCCGCAGGCGUCCGCGCUAAACGCGCAGUGUGAUUCGGAGAACAGAAACACAGAUUACGGAGAAAUGGAUUCCAUAGAUGAUGAUUUAUUGAACAUGGAGGAUUGUCAAAACUACGGUAAUCGAUGGGGUUAUACGUACGAUGAAGAGGAUGAGGUAUACUCCGAAGGAGGGAAAUCUUCGAGCUUCGGGGAGUAUUGUAUGGGGGAGACGAGUGACUCGCAGGUGAUUGAUUUAAGCAAACCACUAGUCCGGAGACAGUUCGAUUCAGAGACGAAAAACGGAUUAAGCCGGGCUUUUAUUGGAUUAGAAGACCCUUGGCUUGAAGACAUACCUCCGAUAAAUAAGCCUAAUCCAAUGGUGGCAGGGUACGGGAAUGCGAGGAAAGAGACCAAAGUAUGAUUCGAAAGAACGCACGCCCGUUCAAUAAAAACUGGGUUCAUCCAUUUUGAUCU
Molecule: messenger RNA, 2201 nt
Organism: Physella acuta
Lineage: Eukaryota; Metazoa; Mollusca; Gastropoda; Physidae
Source: RefSeq, a predicted model, not a curated record